AUGCGCUAUUCGCUCAUUCUACUACUCCUAUUCGGCAUCGAAUGCCUCGAUUCGACGGCUCCGACAGCGUUCGGCGGCGUCGGCAAUAAUGAGGAGCCGGCGGUGCUCGUGAACGCCUCAUUCGACAACCAUAUGAAUCUGCACGUGUUCUUGAAGAAGAAUGAGAAACUCAAUGGUAGUGUUACGGGCUUCAAAAUCUAUUACACGCUGGACGCGAGCCAGACGAUCGACGAGUUCCUCAAUUGGAAUCAAUCGGAGGUGCUCACCGAGGAGUCGUCGCAUCGGAUUGUGCUCAAAGCCGACGAGCAUCGCAUCAACGUCGACACCGUCGUCCGAAUGCGCGCCUCGGUGUUCAUCAACAACAAUGAGAGCAAUUUGACGAGCGUGAUUGUGGCUCACGCGCGUCAUUCGGCGCCGAAAUCGCCGCUCAUCGUCAACGCGAAAAUAUUGCACAACUCGUCGGUGUUGAUCUCGUUCGUGCCGCCCGACGACGUCGAUUUGGUCGAGAACUACACCAUCUCGUACAAGAAGGUCGAGGAUGCGAAUUGGGAUCACGUCAGCUUUCGAUCCGACAUUGACGGCAAGGUUCUACUCGACGGCCUCGAGCCGAAUCGAACGUACGAUGUGAAGAUGCGUGUGACGGGUGGCGCGAUUCCCGGCGAUGAAUCGAAUGUUGUGAGGUUCUCAACGAAUUCCACAGCUCUUGCUCUGAUCCGAAUCAAUCAGGAUUACGAAUGGACGAUGGAUCCACAGACAUCCGAGCCGCUUCUCGUCAAGUGUACUGUCAAGUCGGCGACGCCAGCGACCGUCUACUGGAAGGUCAACGGCGUUCGCGUUUCGGUCGACUCGUCGUUCUACACCGUCACCACGACGGUUCACGAGGAUUUCAUCGAGUCGACGAUUCGCGCGAAAUCCCGAACGCGCUCGGCGUCGUUCUCAUGCGUCGCCGCGAACAGCGCCGGCGAUUCGACAGAAGACGUCGCGGUGACGAUCAAAGGUCCCGGCAGUCCGCCGUCGGAGAUCACGCUGAUCGCCGAGACCAACGGCUACACGCUGGCGUGGAAGCCGCCAUCACACCCAAAUGGUGUGAUAACGAAGUACGUCGUCUACUACACGCUGAAUCGCGAGGAUCCGCUGUCGGAUUGGACGAAAAUCGAUUUGGACGGAAGCGAGAAGUCGGUGAGAAUCGAGAGCGCCACCGACGAAAGCUUCUACGCGCGAGUCCAAGCGGCCACCGAACUCGGCCCCGGCAUCAUUUCCGACGUGGUGGCGAUGGAGCGAGACACGCAACCGAUCUCGCUGGAGAUGGAGUUCAACGGCGAGCCGGCCGAACACAUGAAGGCGUUCGUCGUCGAUCCCGACGAGCCGCUGUCGCUUGAAUGUCGCGCGCGCGGCAAACCGCGUCCGUCGAUCGCGGUGGCGAUCAGCGAUCGUCGAAACGCGAGCCGCGUCGAGGUCGACGUGUGGCAUCGUCUGCCGGCGACGUCGUCGGCCGGCGUCGUCGUCGGCGUCGUGCACAACGUCAGUGUGCUCACCACCAAAUUUGUGCAUUGUCGCGCCAAAAACUCGGCGGGCAGCAAUUAUUCGACGAUCGAGCUUCGCGUUGACAAGCCCGGCGACGCGCCGACCGGCGUUCAAGUGUUGAGUGUGAACGCGCUCGACGCCACCGUCGUAUGGCAUUCGCCGCAGUUUCCCAAUCUGCCGAUUACGAGCUACAUUAUUCUGGCGAGUAAGGACGAGGACGCCGACAAAUCGCUCUGGCUACAGUAUGAAUCGAACGCGAAGGAGACGCAGAUCAAUCGAAUGUUGCUCCAGACGAGCCAUUUUGAGAAGUCGACAAAAUACUAUGUUUGUGUGCGCGCGAAGAAUGACGCGGGUCUCGGGCCGAUCAGCGACGUCACCUCGUUCUACACGCUCAACGGCGGUCCCGACGGCGCGCCGAUGAAGCUGCGGGUGUUCAUCAACGAGGCGAACCAGGUGAUUGUUGUAUGGAAGGCGCCCAACUCGUCGACGGAAGUUACAGGCUACAUGAUCUACUACACUCGCGAUUUGAGUUUGUCCAACGACGACUAUCGAUCAUGGCAGAUGGUGGAGACCAGCGACGAGUCGAAUCGAUUCAAAUUCGAUCACUCGAUCGGCCUCAAACCGAAGACGUUCUAUCGCGUUCGAAUCUCGGCGAAGAACAUCCACGCCGAAGGUCCGCCGUCGGAGACCGUCGAAUUCGAAACGGCCUACUCGGAACUGCCGAUACCCACCGACAUCAAGACGGAGGUGCUCGAUGACAACACGAUUCACAUCCGAUUCACCGCCGUUCGCGAUCCCGACGACUACUCGAAAGCCAUUGACAAUUAUCGCAUCGAGUUGUCGGCUACUGAUGAUGUGAUGAACGCCGUGUGGAAGACGAUCAAACCGAAAUCGGUGACGAUCGACGAGCUUAGCUCAAUGGUAGACGUCGAAAUCGAGGGUGGCGACGCGAUCGAGAAGAAUCGAAUGUAUUGGGUGAAGGUGACGGCGCGCCUCGAGAAUUCCGCGUGGAUUGUGCAAUCAUCAAAACCGAGAUGGUUCCGAACCGGACAUGGAAAAUUAGUCACCACCGUCGCCAUAUCGGAAUCGCCGUUGAUCGAGAAGGAGCCGAAUUUAUACGAAAAGCUCGUUUUGACGUGCACCGGCGUCGGCAGCCCGGCGCCGGUCAUCACGUUCGCCUGGCAGAAUCGAUCGAUCGACAACGGCACCGAUGGAUGGGAAGCCGUUGAGUCGAUGGAAGACGAGAACACGAUUCUAGUGGUGCUGACUCGAAACAGUAUUCGCGAAUCGGGCAAUCUCACGUGCAUCGGCGUCAACGACGAGGGCAACUCGACCGAUUCGGUCGAGAUUCGAGUGCUCGGACCCGGCAGUCCGCCGGAGGGCAUCAAGCUCGUCGCCUAUCGCAAUCAGAUCAACGUGACAUGGAUGACGCCGACGCUUCCCAACGGCGAGAUCACGAAGUACAUUGUCUAUUUCACGGACCAUGAGAAUUAUGAGUUGUCGGAUUGGCAUAAACUCGAGACCGUCGAGCAUCGCGCGAGCUUCGACGCGUUCGCGCCCAACCAUCGGCAUUUCGUCAAAAUCCAGGCGGUCUCGCAAUUCGGACCCGGCAUCAUUUCGGACCAAUUCGUGUGCACCUCCGACGUUCUGUUUGAGCCUUUGGAAUUGGAGAUUCUCGCUGAGAACAUUGUCGACUUCGAGGCCGAACCGAAUCAGAAUGUGCGAAUCGUGUGUCGCGGCAACGGUCGGCCGCUUCCGACGCUUCACUUCAAAUUUGGCAAUUCGAGCGAGCUGGCGUUCGAGCGCGUCGAGCUCGCCGAUGAUGGAACGUUCGAGGCCACCGCGCCCGAGGUCAACUCGCGUCGAAACCUCACCGUCGCGUGUCGCGCCUCGAACAAAUAUGAGAAUGUGACGAUCAGUCGGAUUGUCAUGAUUAAAAGACCCGGCGAGGCGCCGAGCAACAUCACGUGGAAGUUCGAUGAGAAUGAUGAUUCGUUGAUGUUCAUUGAUUGGAAGCCGAUCGAGAAUCCGAACGGUCGCAAUCUCGUCUACAAUUUGUAUUUGUCGAAUUUCAAGACGAAAGUGUCGGGACCGCCGGUGAAAAUUCCCGAGAUACCGCUCAACGUCAACGUCACACUCCGAAUCAGCGCCGAGAACGAGUACGGCGAAGGCGAGAAGAGCUGGCCGAUUGUGAUACCGACGCCGAACGGCGGUCCGAAAUCGCCGCCCGUCUUGUUGUCGCUUCACGCGCAAGCGAAUCGCGUGCACGUCACGUGGCAGAAGCCGUCGAAGCCGAACGGCCGCCUCGUCGCCUACACGAUCUACUUCAAGACGGACGAGGCGAACGCCGGGUGGAAGACGGUCGAGUUCGAUGCGAACACGACGAUGGCGGUGCUCGACGAGUCGCACGGGCUCGAGCCCAACCGCAAGUAUCAAUUGAUGAUGACCGCGAGAAACGAGCUCAAUGAAGGGCCGCCGUCAUCGAUUGUCACAUUCGAUUUGGUGACUUUCGGAGAUGGCGACGUCAUCGCCAACUUCACCGCCGUCUAUCUCAACGAGACGAUCGUCAUCAAUUUCGAGGCGUCGCCAAACUUCAAGAACUAUCACGUCUACAUUCGCGAGACGACCGCCGACACGUUCGAGAUGGUCGCCGUCGAGACGCGCGACGCUUCCGACGACACGAUCGCGUUGCCCAAUGUGGCGCUGAAGGCGUCGAGCGCCUACAAACUGAAAUUGGCCGGUGUGCGCAACACACGCGAGGGUCCCAUCUCGUCGGAGGUCGACGUACAGUACGCCGUGGCGACACCGCCGACGCCUACCGUAACCGCGAGGCGCAACAUCGUCAAAGAGCCGCCGUUAUAG
This is a messenger RNA of Caenorhabditis bovis, 4386 nucleotides long. The record is from the annotation of a GenBank genome assembly. NCBI's taxonomy places the organism in Eukaryota, Metazoa, Nematoda, Chromadorea, Rhabditida, Rhabditidae.